GUUUCACUGGAAUCCUAGGAAGCGUCUGUGCGCGACGUGGAUGUGCGCAUGCGCAGAAACUCUAGCUGCUGGAGAACUUUUUGAUUGACACUUUGUUUGAGUGUGUAACAUCUGCAGUUCGGCGCUUUGAACCAGCCGAUGCGGUUCGGGAAUGAGUUUGGGUCCGGUCAACCCGCUGCUGUGGUUCCGGGUGUGUGAUGAGGGCGAUCUGGAGAGCGCGCGGCGGGUUCUGGAGGAUCCGGGCGGGUUCGGUCAUGUGGACGGGACCGAUGAGGAGGGAAACACGGCGCUGAUGUUCGCGGCGGCCGGAGGACACGAGCAGCUGGUUCGGUUCCUGCUGAGGAAGGGAGCGUCAGUGGACCGACGGAACCAUUACGGCUGGACUCCUCUGAUGCAGGCGGCCAGGUUCGGUCAUGUGACCGUGGCUCAUAUCCUGCUGGAGAACGGCGCCGAGAUCAACGGCAGGAACCGGAUGGGCGCCAGCGUCCUCACCAUGGCCGCGCGCGGAGGUCACGCUCACCUGGCCAAACUCCUGCUGGAGAACGGCGCCUUCGUGGACGACUUCGACCACCUGUCGGCAGCGGACGGGAACGGCAGCGUCCCCGGAGACAACGGCAGGACGUUCCUGGAGAUCACGGCUCUGCUGGCCGCCGCUCAGCACGGGCACGAGGCCGCGGUCCGGCUGCUGCUGGAGUGGGGCGCGGACGUCAGUUUCUGUCAGAAGAGCACGGGCUGGAGCGCGCUGAUGCUGGCGGCCGCCGGCGGGACUCUGAGCGUCACACAGCAGCUGGUGGAGCGAGGAGCCGACGCCGAUCAUCUCAACGUCCUGGGCAAGACGGCCUUCGAGGUGGCGCUUCAGCUGCAGCACAGAGAGGUGAAGAACUACCUGGACACCAUCACCACCGUCCGGCCGCAGCCAGAUGAUGAGAAGAAACGGCCUGAUGUCUUCCAUGCGCUGAAGUUAGGAAACGCUCAGCUGGUGAAGGAGAUCGUGGAGGAGGACGCGUCGCAGGUGAACGUGUCGAACGCAGACGGCGCGUCUCCGCUGAUGAUGGCGGCCGUCAGUGGGCAGCUGGAGGUGGUGCAGCUGCUGGUGGAGAAACACGCAGACGUGGACAGACAGGACUCGGUGCACGGCUGGACGGCGCUCAUGCAGGCCACGUACCACGGGAAUAAAGACGUGGUGAAGUUUCUUCUGAAUCAAGGCGCUGACGUCAACCUGAGAGCCAAGAACGGAUACACGGCCUUUGACCUGGUCAUGCUCCUGAACGACCCUGACACUGAGCUGGUGCGGCUGCUGGCGUCGGUGUGUAUGCUGCUGGACAGAGAUAAGAGCAAACACAGAGGAAAAUCUCCCGCCAAGAGACGGACGUCUCUCAACGUGCCACUGCCACCCGAUGACAGAGGCGGCCUGAAGUCCUGGUGGAAUCGCAUGUCCAACCGCUUCCGCAGACUGAAGCUGACGCACACGCUGAGACACGGCCUCUCCACCAAUCGGCUCGCUCCGUUCCCCGACGACCCCGCCCUCCCUCUGGACGCCACCAUGAAAGCGCAGGGCGGCAGUGAGGCGGAGUCCAGCGCUGAGGUCAGCGCCGCAUGGACCAAGAGUAAAGACUGCGGUUUGAACGGAACAGGAAGUGGGAAAGAUGACUUCCUCAUCACGACAAUGCUGAGGAACGGAGCGCCGCUCGCUCGUCUGCCCAAUGAGAAGCUGAAGGCCGUCAUCCCGCCCUUCCUGCCGCCGUCUAACUUUGAGCCGUGGAGCUCGGAGCGCUGCGGCUCAGUGAAGGAGGGCCGGAGCGGAAACAUGCCUCAGAGACCCGGCAGAACCAGCUGCACCAACUCUGAUAUAACGUCCAUUAGUCGAGUGGUCAGCAGGUCCAUCAAGUUUCCCAGCAUCACCAAAGGCCCCUCCCCCUCCAACUCAGGCAACUAUAACUCCGCCCACUCCUCAGGCGGGUCCAAUGGUGUGGGAGGAGUCAACCGUCAUGCCUCUGACUCCCACAACCGCUCAGGUGGCAGCGGUGCGGACAGUGUUCUGUCUCAGAUCGCGGCUCAGAGGAAGAGAGCGGCUGGUCUGUUGGACAGCAGGACGGUUGCCGUUGAGACGCCCAGUCCUGCAGCGACGCCGCUGCCCUCUGCGCCCGACAUCAGCCCGCCGGACAGCCACGGCAGACGGAAACUGGAGUUGAAGAAGCGUCCUCAGUCAGGAAACUCGUCCACGUCCAAGAGCACGUCUCCCACCCUCACGCCCUCUCCGUCGCCCACCCCGAAGCCGCCGGCCGCAGACUCGCUGUCAUCCGCGUCCACGCAGCCCCGAUCCAAGAGCAGCGGCGGCUCCAGCAGCGGCACCAUCACCGACGAAGAUGAGCUCUCAGGGAUUCUGAGGAAACUUUCUCUGGAGAAAUAUCAGCCCAUCUUUGAGGAGCAGGAGGUGGACAUGGAGGCGUUUCUGACUCUGACUGACGGAGACCUGAAAGAACUGGGAAUUAAAACAGACGGACCGCGGCAGCAGAUCCUGGCGGCCAUAUCGGAGCUGAACGCUGGGAAAGGGAGGGAAAGACAGAUUUUACAAGAAACCAUCCAUAACUUCCAGUCUUCGUUCGGCAGCAGCGCCAGUAACCCUCGACCCGCGGGACGCCCGCGCUCUCCGUCAGGCUGGAGUCGACACCAGCUGCAGUCGUCCAGCAGACGCUGACGGUCCGAUCGGCGCUGUGAUUCAGAGGGAAGAUGGUGUAACACCCUCGCCUCACACCAGGGGGCGACGCAGCACCACGAGGUCACGGCAGGACGCGUGUGAUUCAGGUCAUGAACGAGCAACUGAACCUUCAGCACGGUUUCGUUCAGAGAACACGUGAACCGCUCCAGACUGAUGAAGGUGUCUGUUUCUGUUCUGUCGUUGUGCAGGACUGUCAUUUAUUAUUAUUAUUAUUAUUAUUAUGUGUUUUAUUUGUACUUACGGAGAGUGCACAAUAUUCUCAGUUUCAGUGAAUCUUACAGUGAAGUUAUAGAUUCAUCUUAAUUCUUCUGGUACAUUAUUAACCCAGCCCAGAUCACGCGUGUCAUGUCUUCUUCCAGUACUGUGUUUAGCCCUGUGAACGGCUCAGACCAGCUCAAGAGUCGUGUGCAGUGAACCGAAUCAGUGACUCGUUCGUUCACACAGCGACUCACUGACCUCAAUAACAGCAGAUUUACUUCCAGCCCACUGAACCUGCUGGAUGUUUGCAAACAUGUGAUUAUUCGUGUCCCUGCGAGAGUUUGUGCUCAGAGACUCUGUUCAAUGAUUGUGAGUUAUUAAUUGAUCUCAUCAGUGGAGAUCAUGUUUAUAUAAUAUUAAACAUGCGAAACGCUCUGAA
This is a messenger RNA of Megalobrama amblycephala (Wuchang bream), 3356 nucleotides long. Its product is annotated as ankyrin repeat and SAM domain-containing protein 6-like. Gene Ontology annotation, biological process: innate immune response. The record is from RefSeq and is a predicted model, not a curated record. Gene Ontology annotation, cellular component: cytoplasm. Lineage: Eukaryota; Metazoa; Chordata; Actinopteri; Cypriniformes; Xenocyprididae. The transcript has 16 exons. Gene Ontology annotation, molecular function: protein binding. The coding region runs from base 152 to 2698 and encodes 848 amino acids.